Molecule: messenger RNA, 6051 nt
Organism: Orcinus orca (killer whale)
Lineage: Eukaryota; Metazoa; Chordata; Mammalia; Artiodactyla; Delphinidae
Gene: GORASP1
Product: golgi reassembly stacking protein 1
Exons: 8
Coding region: 2675-4135 (486 amino acids)
Biological process (GO): Golgi organization
Cellular component (GO): Golgi apparatus
Molecular function (GO): protein binding
Source: RefSeq, a predicted model, not a curated record
GGUGACGGUGGUGAUGGUGGUGAUGGUAAGAGUGAAGAUGGGAAGGGCCUGUUGGAGAGGGACAGAAUGGAGAGACUGGGGAAUUGGAGGUCUUCAUUCACAAAACAGUUUUUUUUCCCCCCGUUUCAUACGUGUAGUUUUAUUUAGUUGAUGUACAAUAUUAUAUAUGUGUACAAUAUAGUGAUUCACAAUUUUUAAAGGUUAUACUCCAUUUAUAGUUAUUAUAAAAUACUGGCUGUAUUCCCUGCGUUGUACAGUAUAUCCUUAUAGCCAAAACAGUGAUUUUGAGCACAUAUGCUGUGGCAGGUAGAGUUCCAGGCACUGAACAUAAAGCAGUGAGCAGAAAAGAUAUUGUCCCUUUUCUCAUGGAGUUUACAUUUGGAUGCCAGCAGAGAGGGAAGGGAGACAGACAGGAAAUAUAUGGUAGGUGGUGAUCAUUGCUAGCAAGAAAAAUAAAGCAGAGUGAGGGGAUCCAGAGUGAUGAGUGGGUGCUCUUGUAUACAGGGGUCAGGAAAGGCCUCUGAUCAAGUCACGUUUGAACAGACACCUUGGAAGGAAGUAAGGACAAUACAGAUAUUUGGGGGAAGAGCGUUCUGGGCAGAGGGAGGCCCUGAGGUGGGACUGUGCUUGCUGGGCUUGAGGAGAAGCAAGGAGGUGGGGUUGGUGUGCUUGGGUGGCAUGGCCCAUGUGAGGAGAGUGCUAAAGGUUGAGGCCAGGUUGCUUGGGGCCUUGCGUUUUGUCCUGAGGAUUUAGGAUUUUAUGCUGAGCUGUGGAGCCAUUGGGAGGUUUUAAGUGGAGGUGUGACACUGCCUCCUAAACAUUUAAAAAAAAAACGAAGAGCAAGUGUGCUGCCUUCCCUAAAUAUUGGCGUUCCCACGGUGUGCUGGGCAUGGUGGAGGAGUCACUGUCCUCGGCAGUGGACAGGAGCAGACUCUGGGUCGGAUUUCCUGGGGUCAGGCUGUUGCUGAAUAACUGAGUGCUUUUCCUCCCCUGUCAGUUGGGGUUAGUGAGACGGUUAAAUGACAGGGGAAGCAGGUGGUGCAGUCUUCUGGCACCCAGCCAAGCCUCAGAAGGCGUAAACUGCCAUCGUUGUUUAUCACUCUAGGUGCCCUGAUGGGAGAUACAGGGGGCAGGGGGAGUGUUAUGAAAGCAGCACUCGUUGUGGGGCUGCGGGAUCUGGGGUGAUGGGAACGCCCAAGGGAGAGCCAGACAGAGGGGACGCUUGUUGCGGGGCCGGGGGUGCGGUGGGCAGCACCGCAGGUGAUUUCCGCUGUGGAGCCAUAGUGGGUGAUGACAAGGCCCAGAGCAAGGGACCUUGACAAGGCCAGACUGAGGACAAGGCCACAGGAGAGGGGAGGUGGAGGCGCUGGGUGGGCUGGGAGAGGGCCGGGCCUGCGCACUGGGGGCCCCAGCCUCUGAGCCUCAUUAAUGAUGGAGGUUGGCAGACACAGUGUUGAGGAGGGUAGAGGGCAACCGGCCUCUGGAGUGGGGGCCUUACCCGAGGGAGGUGGAGUGGCCCAGAGCAGGGAGGAGCAGCUCCCCGCCAGCUCUCCCUGGCGAACUGUCCUCUGAUUCUCCAAAGACCCCUCGUCCCAGCUUCCCCCUGAAGGGACGGAGGGGCAGGCUCCAAGCAGCUGCUCUCUGGGCCAGGCCAACUAGGGCUAGAGUUGGUUUCUGGGCUCAUUCUCACUGGAAGCCAUGGCAGCUUCUGGAGGUGGCAAGGUGGGGCUCCGUCGGUUCCACUGCCUGGAGGGAGCCCUCAUUCCAGGGGUGAACUGGCCUUGAUCCAUAGCCUCAACGGUGAGCUCUCCUUCAGUGUGGGGACUCCAAGACUGGAGGGGCUAGUGGGUGGCAGAAGCCAUGGGGGCCUUCCCCUCAAGGAAGCAUCCGGAACCUGAGGCCACAUGAGCCCUGUGCCCUGUGGGCUGCUGGCCUGGCUGGUGCCUGACCAACAGGGCAUCAAGUGCUCACAGCCAAAGGCCCGAGGGUGUGGGGCCCAUAUUCGGUCCAGACCUGGGGAUAAAGGCUGCAUUGUUUGAGCAAAGCUCUGUGAAUGGGGCCUUUGAGAUGGAUUUCCACCAUAGCUGCAAGCCUGGUUGUGGUGUUUUUGGAGACAGCAGGGAGUUCGGGAGUUGAGGGCAGGGCAGGAGCCCCUUGGGCUGGGAAUGGCCGCUGGAGGAGCUGUCCUGUGUGGGGAGGUUGGAUGGUGAGGGGACUCUGCGCUGCUCACCAGGCUCCCUGGCUCAGGCUCAUUCCAGACCCUGGGGUCUGCUCUCCUCAGCCACCCCUCCUCAACAGCUCCUAUCGCCCCACCUGUGGAACUGGGCCAGGAUCUGUCACCACAGGGUCAGGGGCUCUCUGGGAUCUGGCCACAGGCUGCCUUCUGCACUUCGUCUUUCUGGGCAUGGCCCUGGCUCCAUCCAUCCUGGGGCACUCCCUUCCUGUCCACAUCUAAACAUUUCUGGUAAACCCUUCUGGCUUUCCAGCAGCCCCAGCCCAGGCUUCUGGGGCAGCCAUCUGUGUCACCCUGUCUCCGUGUGGCCUACUGCUCUGGGUUCUCCUAUGAGGCAUCUCUGGAAGCAUCUGUGGAUCAUACUCAGGAAAGAGUCAUUUUCCAAAAGAGGAAAACCUGUGCCCAGGAAGGUAGUGAGAGAAGAUGGAGUGAACCUUGACCAUGCCCAUGUGUGGCCUGCCUGGAACGGUUCAUGCUGGUGUCUCUGUCCUCGCCGGGACACGGGGAGUGGUGAUGGUUUCUAGAAUUGACGGCUGGGGGCUUCUGGGAGAGUCCCAGGGUCAGCGCAGUGACCGUGGCCUCUGUGCAGCACAGGUGCAGGAGAACUCCCCCGCCCAGCAGGCAGGCCUGGAGCCCUACUUCGACUUCAUCAUCACCAUCGGGCACUCAAGGCUGAACAAGGAGAAUGACACGCUCAAGGCCCUACUGAAGGCCAAUGUGGAGAAGCCGGUGAAGCUGGAGGUGUUCAGCAUGAAGACCAAUAAGGUUCGCGAGGUGGAGGUGGUGCCCAGCAACAUGUGGGGCGGCCAGGGCCUGCUGGGCGCCAGCGUGCGCUUCUGCAGCUUCCGAAGGGCCAGCGAGCAUGUGUGGCACGUGCUGGAUGUGGAACCCUGUUCCCCUGCCUCCCUCGCUGGCUUGCGCCCCUACACCGACUACGUGGUUGGCUCAGACCAGAUCCUCCAGGAGUCCGAGGACUUCUUCUCACUCAUUGAAUCCCAUGAGGGGAAGCCCUUGAAGCUGAUGAUUUAUAACUCCGAGUCCGACUCCUGCCGGGAGGUGACUGUCACUCCCAAUGCAGCCUGGGGAGGAGAGGGCAGCCUGGGCUGUGGUAUCGGCUAUGGGUAUCUGCACCGGAUCCCAACCCAGCCUCCCAGCCACCACAAGAAGCCAUCUGGUGUCCCACUACCUGGUGUCCCGCCACCUGGUAUCCCGCCACUUGGUGUCCUGCCGCCUGGUGUCCCGCCACCUGGUGUCCCGCCGCCUGGUGCCCCACCACCUGGACCCACCCCGCAGGACUCUCCUGCCCCUUCUGGCCUGGAGACAGGCUCCAGGCAGGGUGACUACGUGGAGGCCCUGCUGCAGGCACCUGGCUCCUCCAAGGAGGAACAGCUCCCUGGGCCCAAGAGUCCUGGCCAUGGCACUCCAGACCUUGGCGACCUUCCCCGUUCCAUGGAGAUUCCUCUUCAGCCUCCGCCUCCACUGCAGCGAGUCAUGGACCCAGGCUUCCUGGACGUGUCCGGCAUCUCCCUCAUGGACAGCAGCAACGCCAGCGCCUGGUCUGGGCUGCCCUCCUCCACAGAGCUGACCUCCACUGCGGUCUCAGCCUCAGGGCCGGAGGACGUCUGCUCCAGCAGGGGUUCUUGUGAGCGUGGUGGUGAGGCCACCUGGUCUGGGUCAGAGUUUGAGGUCUCCUUCCCAGACAGCCCAGGCGCCCAGGCAGACCACCUGCCUCAGCUGACACUUCCCGACAGCCUCACCUCUGCAGCCUCACCAGAAGAUGGGCUGUCCGCUGAGCUGCUCGAAGCCCAGGCUGAGGAGGAGUCAGCAAGCACAGAGAGCCCAGAUUUCGGGGCACAGGCUGAGGGGGCAGCCAGCCAGGCACAGCUCUCCCCCCCAGAAUAACACCCCAGGCACUAAGAAGGGCCUCUGAUGGCAUUUCAUGAGGCCCAGAAGUGGGAGGCAGCUCAGGCCACACUGCGUGGCCAAGCCCCCUGCAUUACGCUUCCUAGGCUGCUGCUGACAGGGGGUGGGGGGUGGCGUGGCUUGUGUCCAUUCAGACGCUACUGGUCUCCAAGAGGUGACCUCCCAGCAUUCAUUCUGCCUGAUGGUCCUGCCUUUGGGGAAUUGGCCACUUGUUUGAGAAUCUCAAGUACUUUUGGGGUAGUAGGGGCUGGGAGUAGCACCCUGGUUAAAUAAGUUUUCCAGGAGAUAGGGUCGGAGAGCAAAGGAUUCUUUGCCGCUCGGGUAGGGUGUGGAACUUCAGUGGCCGCGGUCCUUGGGGAAGGGCAUCUUUUGGCCACGUACCCACUGCUUGCUCCUGCUCUGUGGGUGCACAGAAGGUAGCAGAGUCCAGGCACCAUGAGGUGUGAAGAUGGGGUGAGGGACGAAGGGGUUGGUGUGGAGUGUUUGCCUAAUCGCUCUGUAGGGCUUGCAGUGAUUCUUUCCACAGAGCUCAGCCAGCUCUAUCUGUAAUGGAAGGCACCCCCAAGCCCUGGGGACCCCUGCCGCUCCAAUUACUGUCUCACUCUGUGCUACACAGCACAGUUGGCUCAUGCUAACCACAUAUUCCAGCCAUGGUUGGAGGAGAGGCAGUGAACUUGCCCACCUCUUCUGAGGGAGGAUGGUUGGAAAUUCUAGGCCCUUCAGCACACUCACCUGUGCUUGGACCACGAUGCUUCUUUUUUGCCACCGUCUACACCCCACAGACCUGGGGACACACAAGUGUCUCCAGUUGUGACUCCUGUCAGCUCCCAAACUUUUACAACCAUCUCUUCUAAAUAUAGAAGUCAUCCAGCCAGCCCCAGUGGUGAGUAAAAGUUACAAAUUUAAUUUCACCAUCCUAAGCAGACUCUUAGAGCCAGUCCUCCCGACUGGAGUUCUUCACACACAGCUCCCACUCCAAGGGGAGAUGAGGGACCUGGACAAGAUUGGGUAGGGGCCCUUCUGUUCUUUCCUGUAGUAUAGGAGAGGGCUGUUCCCCUCACCUCCAGUGCCUUGGGAGGCUAAGACUAGGUCGAGUCUUUUGCUCUGCCUGGUUCCUGCAGGAAGAGGAGGGCUCCAUCCAGGGAUGGCCCCUCAUCACUUGAAGUCCUCUCCUCUUUGGCUAGAGUCCCUCACCUUCCCUCAGCCCUCGCGGAGUACCAUGAAAGCUGCCUCUAGCCUGGCCUUCUACUCUCGGCCCAGUCGAAAGUCCCCCCUUUACCAUUUGAUUUGGAAUGUGUGCACUUACAGGGAAUUCAGAGCUCUCUUAGGCUCAUAGGACGAGGACUGUAUGCUCUGGGGGGCACAGACCAAGUAUAUGGAGGGAGGGCCCCAAACCAGCAAACAUUUCGCUUCUAGCACUGUGACUACAUCUAAAAAGCAAGUCUUUGUCAAGUCUACCAGAGCAGCUGAUAAGCCCACAGAACAGGGAGGCAUUGUGUCCAAAGCCAGUGCUGGAGCCUGGUUCCUGGACUGUCUGGGAGCCCAGUGCAGCAAUCCAGGCAGUAGAAAAGAAUCACCAUGGGCCUGUUCUGAGGCCAGCUUCCCUUCACUGUAGCCUGGCAGUCCGACCCAGAGUCACCCUCACCCAAGGGACCUGGUUCUUCCCUCCCUCACUUUCACACACUCCCCUCCUUAAAUUGGGGGAUAAAAUGGAUAGCAAUGCUAAUUAUUUCCACGGUAAACAGAAAACCAGAAGUUUCUUCCUUUCUCUGUAAUCUGCUAUGAAGGAAAAUGACAAGUGAAAAUAAAUGUAUACUUACACUUUGAAAUAUUGUAACUAAAGCCUUUAUUCUAUACAACUGUGAAAUACAGAUUUUUACCCUUUUGGCAUUGCA